Molecule: messenger RNA, 1107 nt
Organism: Anthonomus grandis grandis
Lineage: Eukaryota; Metazoa; Arthropoda; Insecta; Coleoptera; Curculionidae
Product: exosome complex component RRP43-like
Exons: 6
Coding region: 204-1046 (280 amino acids)
Biological process (GO): nuclear polyadenylation-dependent rRNA catabolic process; U4 snRNA 3'-end processing; nuclear polyadenylation-dependent mRNA catabolic process
Cellular component (GO): nuclear exosome (RNase complex); cytoplasmic exosome (RNase complex)
Source: RefSeq, a predicted model, not a curated record
ACACACUGUCUUUUGUUUGUGGUUAGGUUUCCAAAGAAAAUUUCGCUUGAUUUUUCUUUAUUGUUUAUUUUAUUUAUUCAUUUCAAAUUUACUCAAUAAUUGAAUGUAUAAUAUAAUUGUACCUUUAGUUAAUUAAUUAUUAUUUUAUCUAAAAGAUUUUUUGUAGAAUCUAAUUAUUAAUUUAAUAUAAAUUUACCACUUGAAUGGCUGAAGAAUACAAAUCAUUACACCCAUUAAAAUACUACAGGGACUACUACUCCCAUGAUAUAAGACCUGAUGGCAGAGAAUUCUUCGACUUUCGACCCAUAAUAGUAAAUGUAGGGUCCAUAACAACAGCAGAUGGUUCUGCCAUAGCUAAAGUUGGCAAGAGCACGGUUAUUUGUGGAAUAAAAGCUGAACUAUGUAGACCAAAGCCAGAGUCACCCAAAGAAGGAUUUUUGAUAACAAAUUUGGAGCUACCAUCUCUGUGUUCUUCCAAAUUUAAACCAGGCAGUAGUAAUGAACAAGCCCAGGUCUUAACACAACUUAUAGCAAAUAUCAUAGAAAACUCAAAGUGUAUAAAUCUGGAAGAACUCUGUAUACUUAAAGAUAAACUUGCUUGGUGCCUAUACACGGAUUUGAUUUGCUUAGAUUAUGAUGGAUCUGUACUGGACGCUUGCUUGAUAGCACUUAUGGCUUGCUUAAAAUCAGUUACUCUUCCCCAUAUUGAUUAUGAUCCAGCUCUAGACAUUAAACAAGCAAACCUAGAAGACAGAAAACCCUUAAAUGUAUAUUCUACCCCAAUUACUACAACUUUUGCAAUUUUUGAUGACAAAAUUAUCCUGUCAGAUCCAAGUAACGAAGAAGAAAACUUAUGUACCGGAACUGUGAGUGUGGCAGUGCUGAAUGAUCAAGAGUUGUGUAGCGUUCACAAACCUGGGGGAAGUCCCCUUAGCGAGCAACAAGUAAUGGAUUGUAUUGAAAAGAGUAAACUUAGGUCAAGAAGCGUUAAGAAAUUGAUUGAUGCGGCCUUAAGGGAUAUGAUAUGUCAAAAAAACAUAAGUUGAUUAGAGUGAAUCGUUUUGUAUAUAAGAAUUAAGACUUUUUAUUAAAAAUAAUUAAAUAUGA